AUGUCUUCACAAAACUUCACCAAUUCUGGUUCUGUUGUGCAGCACAAUAACACUGGCAACGGCUUGCAAUACUGCACCGUCCAUGGCAGUACAACCUUUGCAAUUCAAGAUUUGGAAUACCCAUGUCGAACUACGGCCGACCAUCCCGUCGCGAAGAUUUCGAUCGCCAUUAUCUGCGCCUUGCCACUCGCAUACGACGCCGUGUCCCUCCUGUUCGACUUCUGGGAGGACGAAUGGCAAUACAGCCGCGCGUAUGGGGAUACCAACAUGUAUGUUAUGGGCCGUAUCGGGGAGUACAAUGUCGCGCUGGCAUUGCUUCCCGACAUGGGCACUGCGGCAACGGCAAGGGCGGCGGCCGGCGUGCGAUUGAGCUUUACUCGCCUGAAGAUUUCCUUCCUUGUGGGGGCCUGUGGUGGUGUGCCGGGCACGGGACCCAACGAGGUGCUCCUAGGCGAUGUGAUCAUCAAAUUGGGAAAAAAGCAUCUGCAGAAGAAGACUGGCGUAUAUCUGAAACAGCUACAGAAUGAAGCGGUGCGCCAGAGUCGUCGAUCCAACUAUCAGUAUCCUAGUGUGGCCGAAGACAAGUUAUUCGCACCAACCUAUCGGCAUAGGCAUUGCGCACCGCAUCCGUGCAGCAUCUGCAGCGAAGAAUCAGAUGGCUUCUGCGAGGAAGCGAUUGGCGCGUCCUGUGCCGAACUCCGUUGCGACGAUAAUCAAUUGGUGCCUAGAGGGCGCCAGGAGACGAACCAGAACCAAGCGCCAGACGACAUGCGGUGUCCCAAAAUUCACAUCGGCCGCAUCGCAUCCGGAGUCACGGCGAUGAAGUCGGGCGAACACCGCGACCGCGUUGCGGCUCAGCUUGAUGUGAUUGCCUUCGAGACGGAAGGCGCUAGCGCCUGGGAUGAAGUGCCGUGCAUCGUUAUCAAAGGAGUUUGUGACUACGCCGACAGUCACAAGAAUAAGAAAUGGCAACCAUAUGCGGCGGCGACGGCAGCAUCGGUGAUGAGAGCCGUUUUGGAGUGGUACGCCUCAUCGACAGGUUCAACGUCGACAAGCGUUUCCAUUAAUGCAUAUCAAUAG
Molecule: messenger RNA, 1080 nt
Organism: Colletotrichum higginsianum IMI 349063
Lineage: Eukaryota; Fungi; Ascomycota; Sordariomycetes; Glomerellales; Glomerellaceae
Product: Phosphorylase superfamily protein
Exons: 3
Coding region: 1-1080 (359 amino acids)
Biological process (GO): nucleoside metabolic process
Molecular function (GO): catalytic activity
Source: RefSeq, a predicted model, not a curated record